CAGGCUACUCCGUCUAAAAACUUUGCAGGCAUGGUGAUCAUCCCAGAUGUUAGUUGACGCAACAUUCUCCACAAAGAGAAACUAUACAUGAUGCAAUCACUGUUGAGGCAUUCCAGAGUGCUUCAUCCCUGUGCGAGACCCUUGCCCGCUCACACACAGUGUAGCAGCAAUGCUUACACCAACCCAGCUGAGCCCAAGUCUUCCUAUGAUGCUGUUGUUAUCGGCUCAGGACACAAUGGACUGGUGUGUGCUGCGUACCUGCAGAAGGCUGGUUUAGAUGUGUGUGUGUUGGAGAGACGUUACGUGAUAGGUGGAGCUGCUGUCACGGAGGAAAUUGUUCCAGGAUAUAAAUUCUCCAGAGCAUCGUAUCUUUUAAGUUUGUUGAGGCCUCAGAUAAUAUCAGAUCUGGAAUUAAAAAAGUAUGGACUGAAGGUUUACCUGCGUGACCCCUCCUCGUAUACCCCGCUAAUAGAGCCUGCUGGGAAGGAUGGCACUGCCCGCUCACUCACUAUAUACAGGGACCAAGAAAAAACAGCCAAUCAGAUUGCUCAGUUCUCUACAAAGGAUGCUCAGGCAUUUUCUGCCUAUGAAGCGCAGUUGGGGAGGAUAGUUGAUGCCAUAGAUCCCCUGCUUGAUCAUCCCCCGCCCCAUCUUACCAGUCUGCUCAAGUCUCAGGGCCUUCGAGAGAAGCUCAAGCUUGUCUCUGCCAUCAAACCGCUCUUAUAUGCUGGUAAAGCUCUUGAUGAUGAGAUCCCUAGUUUUUAUGAACUUCUGACAUCUCCAGCAAUUAAGAUAUUGGACAAAUGGUUUGAUUCUGAACCUCUUAAGGCAACUUUAGCGACUGACUCCGUUAUUGGUGCUAUGAUGAGCCCUAAGAUGCCAGGCAGUGGGUAUGUGUUGUUGCACCAUGUGAUGGGUGGGUUAGAGGGAGUGGCUGGAGCCUGGGGCUAUGUGGAAGGAGGGAUGGGUGCAGUGUCUCAGGCCAUAGCAUCCUGUGCUGAGGACCACGGGGCCAGCAUAUUCACUGAGAAGGCUGUAUUAGAGAUUAUAAUAAAUGGACAAGGAGAAGUAACUGGUGUCCUCCUGGAUAAUGGAAUGGAAAUCAAUGCUAAGAUUGUACUGUCAAAUGCCACACCUAAAGUGACCUUCCUUGACCUUCUGCCCAUGGGAGCACUUCCAGAAAACCUGACGGCUGAAGUCUCAACAAUAGAUUACACAUCACCUGUGACGAAGAUAAAUGUUGCUGUGAAUAAGCUACCCAACUUCCUGGCUGACCCUAACAUUGAUGAGAAGACGGCCAUGCCACACCACCAGUCCACCAUCCACAUCAACUGCGAGGACACAGAGCUCAUUCACCAGGCUUACUUAGAUGCUCAGAUGGGGAGAGCAUCCAGCAAACCGAUGAUUGAAAUGGUAAUUCCAUCCAGCCUUGACCCGACCAUAGCUCCCCCUGGUGGCCAUGUGGUGCUACUCUUCACUCAGUAUACACCUUACAAACUGGCUGAUGGGGAAUGGGAUGAGGCAGCCAAGAAUAGAUAUGCUGACACUGUGUUUUCCUGUAUAGAGCAGUAUGCCCCAGGUUUCAUGGAGAGUGUGGUGGGCAGAGACGUCCUGACUCCACCGGAUCUGGAGAGAACAUUUGGCAUCACUGGAGGGAAUAUUUUCCAUGGAGCACUGUCACUGGAUCAGUUAUAUCAGUCUAGGCCGACACCUGUACUGUGUAAUUACCGCUGCCCUCUCAAAGGCCUCUACCUGUGUGGUAGUGGGGCUCAUCCAGGGGGAGGUGUUCUAGGCUCACCGGGAAGAUUGGCUGCAAUGGAGGCUCUCAAAGACUGGAAGAGUUUGAAACGGAAGAGCAGAGCUGGCUAAAGACUAAUCUCCCCAAAAAGUUUUAAUCAAUAUUUUAAUAACCAAG
Messenger RNA from Liolophura sinensis, 1915 nucleotides. Its product is annotated as pyridine nucleotide-disulfide oxidoreductase domain-containing protein 2-like. The transcript is spliced from 17 exons. Lineage: Eukaryota; Metazoa; Mollusca; Polyplacophora; Chitonida; Chitonidae. Bases 88 to 1869 code for a protein of 593 amino acids. The record is from RefSeq and is a predicted model, not a curated record. Gene Ontology annotation, molecular function: oxidoreductase activity.